AUGGCUUGCACCGUUUCGGGUGAAACAGCCUUCAUUAAGCAGCAGGAAAUCCUUCGAGAUCGCUGCUCAAAAGCCCUCGCGGACCACCUGAAAGCAAAUCCUGAUGUUGUAUGGACACCCAAAGAUGGCCGUGGAGAGCGCCUCGGCUCGAUGGAAGACGCGGCAAAGCUCAAACUGGUCGUGGAUGUCGAAUUCGACGAAGAAACCGGACAGCCAAUUUUCCCUCCGGGUAACAACAGACUGUCAGAUGAGUUAGUUUACCUGAUGACCAAGUUCAUGAACGCCCGCGACCUGGGACGACGAUAUCCAUAUGAUUUCGACAAAAUGGGAAAUAUUAACCCUCAACGCGUGCCUUCGGGACCUGCUCCAAUUAUCUGGGCUCACGGACUGCCCUUCUUCCCAGUAUACAAAGGAUAUUACAUCCUCUGUGGACGAGCACACGCUAGCUGCAUUGGCUGGUUGCUCCAUGAGAGAACGAGCGAGAUCAUGCAAGCCAAUCCGCUCUGGUCUAUUGGGGCAGUUGUCGCACCUGACUCUGCCGUGAAAGCUCCUCGUAAUAUCACUCGUCAGAUGACACAGCACAAGCCUUCUGGUUCCGACAAAGACCCGGGUUACAAUGGCAAAGCCUGGGCUCGUGAUGUUGUGGCUGCUGAGCACCAUCUCUGCGCCGUUUUUCCGAGCCUGGACGGUGACGAAAUUGAGGUAUGCCCGAUGUGGAGAGCUUGGGGCUACAAUGUUCAUUGCGGGCCUAUGAGGCGCGGCGUGAAGCCAACAACAAUGCCGAAGGUUUUCUUCACGAGCCAUGGUAUCAAGGAUAUCGACUAUGACUCUCUUGCUAGACCAUACGGAAACCAAUUGAUGGACGAGGAUGAAGAGCCAGAUGAUAAAGCGGAUCCAGAUGGUGACAUUGAGGUUAUAGAUCGCGCUGGAGAGAGUGGCGAAGUUGCUAGCGGUAGCGAUCAACCCAUCAUGACCCAGUCUGCGUCCCAAAUGGAUGUAGAUAUGGACACCGUCAGCUUGAUGGAAGUUUCAAAGCAGGUUCCAGUGCAAAGCCCAGGACAAUAUCAAGAACAGGUGCCAGCAGAGCAGGAUGCAGUGCGAGCUCCAGUGCAGGCUCUAGCGGCGGUGGCGGAAAAGAUCAAAGAUGGAAUCAAAGAAAACGUCAAAGAAGAGACCAAAGAAGAGGUCAAAGAAGAGGCCAAAGAAGAGGUCAACGAAGAGGUCAACGAAGGCGCCAUGGAGAAGGUCAUGGAAGUUCCUAUGAAACAGGUCACCGAAGGGACUGCUAAAGAUUCCGAAAUCCCCCCCCUCGGACCUUGA
Molecule: messenger RNA, 1320 nt
Organism: Penicillium mononematosum
Lineage: Eukaryota; Fungi; Ascomycota; Eurotiomycetes; Eurotiales; Aspergillaceae
Exons: 1
Coding region: 1-1320 (439 amino acids)
Source: RefSeq, a predicted model, not a curated record